This is a messenger RNA of Pieris macdunnoughi, 2535 nucleotides long. Lineage: Eukaryota; Metazoa; Arthropoda; Insecta; Lepidoptera; Pieridae. The record is from the annotation of a GenBank genome assembly.
AUGGAUAACCCAUCUCGUUUUAAUACAUUUGCGCACACGUUCAAAUAUCGAUCACCUCUAUGGAUAGAAUCGGACUCAGACUUGAGCCGAAGUAGUGAAAAUAGAAGUAACAGCGACGACAGCGUUCGUAGUGACAGCUCUGGAAGUAUCAACAAUUACUUGGAUUCUAAGAUCCCCGAGCACCAUCAGAGUACAGCAUCCGGCUUUAGCGAUGGUGACAACACGCAGGAUGAUAAUAACGCUCUCUCGGACGAAGAACGAGCCAAAACCCCUCUCAGGUCCCCGCGUCGUAAGCUACCACGACGGUCGCGGUCUGAAUUUAGUAUGGAUGACGAGGACUACUCUCCAAGCAACUCUGUUACCUCAGUCAAUUCACUCGCCAGCUUACUAAAGGAGAAACUACAGAGUAUCCCCCAAAAGAUGCGAAAGAAGCCCACCGACUACAAGUUGCGCGCCUUCGUUCUCCUAAUGUUUCUAGCGGUUGCAUUCUUCAUCGGUUUCGCGUAUACGCUGUAUCGACAGAAGGCGCUAACCAAGGCAUACUUUGAGAGUGUACAGUUCAACGAGGGAAAACGAUUAAUCAGAAUAUUUAAUAGAGAUGACAUCGAGAUCUUGAGAGCAAGCUUAGCUAUAGGAGUGCAGAACAAAAAGAAGUCAUUCCCCUGUCUUCCAGAGCACCGACGACCGGACGGAUCUAUUUGUUUAGAGUGGCAAGAAGACCUUCGCUUCUAUCUUAAGUGUCUUCCACACGAUCCCGGAGUCGAUAACACCACAUGCUAUUCCGUACAUUGGAAGGCGCUUCGCAAUGAUCUCGCGCCAAUGGACUGCUUUGAUUGGAGUGAAACCAAAGUUCAUUGGUACGGCGGAGGACAAUCCGCUAACCUCACAUGGCCGUUGGACUCUGGGUCUAUCGACUUCACACCUUUUAUCACUGGGGACAUGCAAAAAAAUCAGUUUGGCAACGUCCUUACUCGUUACCUUAUAAAUUCAAAAGGAGCGGCUAUCAUUAUUGAUGAAGAAACACCACUUUACCUCGCAGUUAACGAUAGAAAAAAACAAAUUUGCAUCAAGGCUCAGUUCGAUGACUUCGCUUUUGCUAAUCAACUUACAGAGUUUCCAGAACUAAAAUAUAACAUAUGUACAUCGCUGGACAUGAAAUCGUUACAUUCGUCCAUCCACAGCCAUAGCAGAGCACCUUUAUGGGACGGCUUGAAACCAGCUGAUAUGCAGACAUUGGAAUCCCUUAUUUCUGAACCCGUCUGGCAAAUUGCACCUCGGUUCAAACAUGAGCUACAAGCUGAAACGAUCUCAAAAUAUACGGAAGAUGUAAUAGAUCUUGGAUUUUUAAAACAAGGCCACGUGCUAAUUAACGAGUUUUGGCAAAAUGAAAUUGGCGACUUUACCGUUGACACGAGUCGAUUUAAAACUUUGAAUACGACAGUAGACAAAUUACAUCGACGGGGCUUUAAGGUAGCAUUUACAAUACAACCAUUUAUUAGUACUGAAAGCGGAAACUUUGCUGAAACUGUGCAGAAAAGGCUGCUAAUAACGGAGAGAAAUGGCGAUAGAAAAAUACCAGCCCUGACGCGUUUUAAGUCGGUAGACAGCGCUGGGGUCUUAGAUGCAACAGACCAGAGAGCCCAUGCAUGGAUAUAUGACAAACUUCAGAUUGUUAUGGAUGAAUAUCAUAUAGACUCCUUUUUUUUCGAUUUGGGGACUGCAUAUGAUAUGCCUCACUACUACAGGUGUGAAAAAAGGCUAAUUAACCCGGACCAAUAUAAAACAGCAUUUGUAAAAGCUUUUGAAAAGAGUCUUAACAUAAUUGGCGUGUCAUCUGCGGUUAGUCUGCCAAGACCUCCCAUGUUUGUCUCACUGCCACCGUUUGAAUCUAGUUGGGAGGCUCUAAGGUCUGUUAUACCGACGAUGUUAACCUAUGGCGUGAACGGGUAUCCGUUUAUUAUGCCAGGAGCAGUGGGAGGAGACAUCUACUGGCCUGGAAGCGAGCAAUUUUUACCUUCAGCUAAGGGGUCUUUGGACUCAAAUGCAACAAAUGCCACCCAAGAAAACGGUAUCGAUUUGCCAGAAAAGGAAUUAUAUAUAAGAUGGCUGCAGAUGGCGACGUUCCUGCCUGUGAUGAAGUUCACUCAUCUGCCCAGUAAAUACAACGAUGAGCGAGUGUUAGAGAUGGCCAAGAAUUUGACUAUUUUAAGACAGAAACUUAUAACACCCCUAUUACUAAAGUACAAGCGAGAGGCCCUUGAAGAAGGACUCCCCCUAGUUCGGCCUCUAUGGCUUGGGGCGGGUGGAGAGGCAUCUCUACUAGUCAGGGACGAGUUUACUAUUGGAGAUGAGAUUGUCGUAGCUCCCGUGCUAUACCCUAAUCAGACUACUAGAGAAGUGUACCUCCCAGCGGGGCUAUGGCAGGAUGGCAUCGACGGUUCCUUGCGAAAGGGAAACAGAUGGAUGCACGAGUAUAGGGUACCCAUACAUAGAGUGGCUUACUUUAUAAGGAAACCUGACGAUAUGAGAUUUUAA